Molecule: messenger RNA, 5108 nt
Organism: Daphnia pulicaria
Lineage: Eukaryota; Metazoa; Arthropoda; Branchiopoda; Diplostraca; Daphniidae
Product: NPC intracellular cholesterol transporter 1-like
Exons: 22
Coding region: 326-4609 (1427 amino acids)
Cellular component (GO): membrane
Molecular function (GO): lipid carrier activity
Source: RefSeq, a predicted model, not a curated record
CAGGGAAAAGUAAAAAUGUAGCACAAAUAGUAAUUUUUUAAAAUUAAGGUGUGUGAAGACUCCAAUCAGUAGGGAUAAAGGAAAAUUCACAGAAAAGUCUCCUCCAAGUCGAUCGCAGCGCCGCAGCGGGAGCCACGAGCAUGAUCCAGACGGUUCCUCUCAGCCCUAUAGGGACGAUCGUGGUCUUUUCCUCUUAUUCUGUGCUUCUACUCUACUUCAAUCUAAGUUGCUGACUUGCUGAAGGCCUACUGUACUGUCAGGUCCAAAUAAAUGGUUAGAAACACUUGUUAAUUUUUUCGAUAUUGAGUGUAACAGGAACAACAAAAUGAGGCGAGACGUGACCUUCGUCUUCAUGUUUUUCCUGUUCUCGAUUUGGUACGGCCAAGUCACCUCUGAAACUGCCGAUAAUGAGUUGUUCCAUGAUUCUGAAGCUCAACACCACAGCAUUUGGUCACCGAAAGCAUUAGCCAAAAGCAGCAAAGAUGAACAGGGCCACUGUGUCUGGUAUGGCACCUGCAGCGACUGUGAAUAUGCCUACAAUUAUGCCUACUCAGGUGAAGCUAUGCCAAUAGCCAACACUGAUCAUGCAGCACUCUAUUCAGUGUGUCCUGAACUCUUUGAACAAUUUGGUCCUGGAGAAGAACCACAUUUUUGCUGUGAUUCAAGGCAAAUCAACGAUUUGAUUGUUAACUUUGGGCAGGCCCUCAAUUUGGUGGGACGAUGCCCGAGUUGCGCCCGCAACUUGCGGAUGAUCUUUUGUACUAUGACCUGCGAUCCGCAUCACAGUCGAUUCCUCUCGUACAACACGACAGAAGAGCACUCAAAUCCUGAACCGGUUACGAAUUCUACCGUAGUCGUCAAAGCGUUGGAAUAUUACAUCUCCGAUACUUAUGUGACUGAGAUGUACGACUCGUGCAAGGAAGUUACAAAUCCUUCUUCAAACAGUCUUGUUAUGCCAACCAUUUGUGGCCAGUGGGGCGAAGACUGCUCUCCUCGCAGAUUGUUGGAUUUCAUGGGACUUGGAAUGGCUAAUCAAGGAUUCUCGCCCUUUGACAUCUACUUCCAGUACAUUCCUGACGGAGAGACUGUCACCGAUGUUGUCGAACCUUUUGCUCCUCCAGCUAUCCCUUGCUACGAAGUUAUUAGUAACUCGAGUGGAACCUGCUCUUGCGUCGAUUGUACUGGCAGUUGUCCGGUACCUAAGCCGUGGCCGCCUCUGCCUGAGCCGUGGACCAUCGGUUCCAUGUAUGGCGUCUCUUUCGUCAUGUUGAUGGUCUUCCUCGCAGUUUCCGGCACCUUCUUGGUGACUGUUUUCUGGAAGUGGCACGUGGACCAAGUCGUCAUUCUUGACGACGGGCUGGAGACGAUCAGCCGAGGGUGGGAUUCGGUGGGGAGGCGCCUUGCCGGCGCCGCCACUCAUACCCUUUCGCUACCAGCACUCGACGACGAAAUAGAACCACUGCACCCACCUAAAACCACCACUGCAACUCCCACUUCGGCGACACAAGCUUCUUCUGGCCAAGGACCAGCUCAACACCUAAACAAUCAUUCGCGCGGAGUCAAACGUCGUUCGUUGCAGCCUACCAUCUCUACCACGUCAUCGACUGACUCCCAGUAUGAAUACGUCGAGGGAUCUUUUAUGGAACGAGCUGGAGCAUCGAUGGAAAAGGCUUUGGAAUCCUUCUUCACCGCUUGGGGAACUUUCUGUGCCAGGUGGCCGUGGAUGGUGCUCAUUUUCGGUUUGUCGGUUGCCGCCGCCCUAACAGUGGGCGUUGUCUUCCUUGAAGUGACGAUCGAUCCCGUUGAGUUGUGGGCUUCCCCGGAGAGUCGCUCUCGUCAAGAAAAGGAUUAUUUUGACAAAAGUUUCACCCCGUUCUUCCGUACCGAACAAGUUAUCCUUCACGCCGAAGGAAUUGAGGGCUUUGACUAUGAAACACUGUCGGGGACUAAAAGGUUUGGACCCGCAUUUCAACUAGACUUUCUUCUAGAAGUUUUGCACUUGCAACACGAUAUCGAAGCGUUGAUGGGAGAUAACGGCACACAUUUGAAUGACAUUUGCUACAUGCCCAUGAAACCCGAUGUCAAUGAAUGUACCAUCCAAAGCGUGCUGGGCUGGUGGCAGGGUCGUGAAGACUAUUUGCUGAAAUCAGUUGUAGGAACAACGAAUGGUUACAACUACACGUAUUUGGAUCACGCCAUUUACUGCUCCAAAAAUCCAUUGAUGCCCUACGAUAAUAACUUUAAAUGGCAAAAUGAAAACGGUACCUUGGAACAAAUUGGUUGUAUGGCAGAAUAUGGUGGUCCGGCAUUCCCGUACGUUGUCCUGGGUGGUUUCCGAAAUGGAGAAAACGAGUCCGUUACUGACGAAUCGCUCUACAUGAACGCUACUGCUCUUAUUUUGACCUUUAUCGUCCAAAACAUUGCAGACAAAGACCAAUUAGGUCCGGCUAAAGACUGGGAAAAAAAGUUUUUGGAAUACAUGAAAUUCUGGAAGAAGAACAAGAUGCCAAAGUACAUGUCGGUGGCUUACAUGGCGGAGCGUUCCAUCGAAGACGAAUUAACGCGGGCCAGCCAGUCGGACGUCAUCACCAUCGCUAUCUCUUACUGUAUCAUGUUUGCGUAUAUUGCUAUCGCUCUUGGUCAAGCUAGAUCCUUUUCCAGACUUUUGGUUGACAGCAAGAUUACGCUGGGUAUCGCAGGUGUCAUCAUUGUGCUUCUGUCUGUCGUCGCCUCUAUCGGCUUUUACGGUUACGUUGGUGUGCCCGCCACACUGAUCAUUAUCGAAGUCAUCCCCUUCUUGGUGUUGGCCGUGGGUGUUGACAAUAUUUUCAUCCUGGUUCAAACGUACCAACGUGAACCCCGUCGCGCCAACGAGACGCACGAAGAGCAUAUUGGCCGAAUUGUCGGUGAAGUGGCACCUUCCAUGUUGCUCUCUUCGAUAUCCGAAGCCUUUUGCUUUUUCCUCGGUGCUUUAUCGGGAAUGCCCGCCGUGAAAGCGUUCGCCCUUUAUGCUGGCAUGGCCCUACUGCUUGCCUUUUUGCUCCAGAUGACUUGCUUUAUCGGAUUGUUCUCCCUCGAUACAGCUAGACAAGAGAGUAAUCGCUUGGACAUUUUCUGUUGCGUUCAAGUUGGUAAGAAGAACGAUCCAAAAGAUGCUGCGGCCGCCGAAGGAGCCCUCUACAAACUUUUCCAGCAUGCCUACGCUCCUUUCAUCUUGUCGAAACCUAUGCGAGCCAUUGUAAUGGUCGUUUUCUUUGGCUGGUUGUGCGCGUCGGUGGCUCUCACUCCCCGAGUUGAAGUCGGACUCGAUCAGGAACUUUCAAUGCCUGAAGACUCGUACAUGUUGGAUUACUUUAGCUAUCUUGCCAAGUAUCUGUCUGUUGGUGCUCCCGUUUACUUCGUCGUCAAGGAAAGCAAUUUCAACUACACGGAUCAGCUGGCGCAGAAAAAACUGUGCGGUGGUCGUGGCUGCGACGCCGACUCUCUCGUCACUCAAAUCUAUUUGGCUUCCAAGAACAAGAGUCGCUCAUACAUCGCCGCUACGCCCGCCUCUUGGAUCGAUGACUACCUUGAUUGGUUUAGAAUCUCAGAGUGUUGCAAAACUAAACUUGACGAACAUGGACAAUUCGAAUUCUGUCCCGCCUUCCAACCUGAUCCUUUCUUGGACUGCAACGAAUGCAACAAGACCUUCAUCGACGAGGAAAACCUUUGGCCCGAUCCAAAAACGAUUAAUUUUUGGUUGCCAUAUUUUUUAAAAGAUAACCCUUGUGAAAAUUGUCCAAAGGGUGGCCACGCAGCUUACGGACAGGCUAUGCAAUACGACAAUGUAACAGAGGUGGUUGGUGCCAAUUACUUUAUGACUUACCAUACAAUCCUCCGGACGUCUAAAGAUUUCUAUUCGUCCCUGAUUGAAGCCCGAGUCAUUGCCGACAGCAUUUCCGAAACGUUGUCGAAUAUUACCAACAGCAAUGUGGAGGUGUUCCCCUACAGUAUUUUCUACGUUUACUACGAGCAAUACUUGACCAUGUGGCGCGAUGUGCUGGUUAGUCUCAGCAUUUCGAUCGGUGCUAUCUUCGUGGUAACGUUCAUCCUUCUCGGUCUUGACAUCCACUCAUCCGUUGUUGUCCUCAUCACAAUCAUCAUGAUUCUGGUCGACCUGUUCGGCCUUAUGUACUUGUGGGACAUUACACUCAAUGCGGUGUCUCUCGUCAACCUUGUUAUGGCUGUCGGUAUUUCUGUCGAGUUCUGCAGUCACAUCGUCCGUGCCUUUGCCAUGUCAAUUGAACCUACUCGUAUCGCAAGAUCCAAGGAGUCUCUCGUCAGAAUGGGAAGCUCGGUUCUGUCUGGCAUCACGCUGACCAAAUUCGGAGGAAUAGUCGUCUUGGCAUUUGCCAAAUCACAGAUUUUCCAGGUCUUUUACUUCCGCAUGUACUUGGGUAUCGUCUUGAUUGGCGCCGCCCACGGUCUCAUCUUCUUGCCCGUUUUGCUGUCGUUCAUCGGACCCCCUCAAAAUAAGCUGAAGGCGUGGCAGCACAGCGUCUCCUUACAACGACGAACCGUUCACGUAACACUGAGCCAAGCUGAAACCGAGAAUAACGACCUGGCGUAAAUCGUCACAAGCUGUUUUUGAAAAAUUGUAAAUUGGGCAACGUGUCUCCGUCGCCGACGCAAAAUCUAAGUUAUCCGCAAUUUUCUGAUAUUCCGAACGAGUGACGUGAGGAUGAGCUCCACCGCCAUAACGACAGGGUUGUUGAUGUUCAUAGCGAGACUGAUGUGGCCAAGGCGUUGCAUCCACAUCCUCCCUCAUAAUCGUCGUUCGUUCCAGACUGUUAUUGAUGGAUGGAAUGUGAAUCUUGCUUUGAUCUCGAUAUCCGUUUCUGUCGCUUGUCUUAUCCUUAUCUACCCCCCCCCCCCCCCUCACGCUCCUCGUUCACGUCUCACCUCCCCCCAUACGUUGUUCUGUAUGUCACAUGUCUUCGUGCUUGUGGUGAUUAGUUGCUAUUGUAAUUUUCUUUUUCCUGGUCAUCACCUUAAAUGUAUACCGUGCCUCUCUUAUGUUCCAAGUGUGGACGGUAAAUGUCGCUCAACAAGAAAGUAUUCCUCCUCUU